AUGGCAGCCGCCCACGCCGCCGCCGCCGCCGCCACGCGGCAAGCGGCCGCGGAGGCGUGUAGUAGCCAACACGCGGUCCACCACGCGCACCUCGCGGCUCUCCUCAACCCUUCCGCGCGCUUGCCUCCGCUUCCGCUCCCCCUCUGCCGCCGCCACCUCCCACUCUCGCUCCCCGCGGCCUCUCGCCUCGUCGCGUCCUUCCCGCCGCUCCCGCUCCUCGUCUGCUUCCUCCGCGCGCUCCGCCUCCUCCCCUCUCCGCCGCCGCGCCCCUUCGAUUCGCUCAUCAAGUCCUAUGCCUCCCUCCCCUCCCGCUCCUCCCUCGCCGCCGCGGCGCUCGCGUUCGCCAGGUCGGCCGGGUACGCCCCCUCUGUGCUCACCUACAACGCCGUCCUCCUCGCGCUCUCCGACGCGUCGCUCCCCUCCGCUAGGCGCUUCUUCGACUCCAUGCUUAGCGACGGCGUGGCGCCCAACGUGUACACCUACAACAUCCUCGUCCGCGCGCUGUGCGGCCGCGGACACCGGAAGGAGGCGCUCGGCGUCUUGCGCGAGAUGCGCGGCGCGGGCUGCGACCCCAAUGCCGUGACUUACAACACGCUCGUCGCCGCAUUCUGCAGAGCCGAGGAGGUGGAUGGCGCCGAGAGGCUGGUCGGCAUGAUGCGGGAGGGCGGCUUGAAGCCCAACCUGGUGACCUUCAAUUCGGUGGUGAAUGGGAUCUGCAAGUCUGGGAGAAUGGAGGACGCACGCAAGGUGUUUGAUGAAAUGGCGAGGGAGGGUUUGGCGCCGGAUGGGGUAAGUUACAACACCUUGGUGGGUGGGUAUUGCAAGGCGGGGUGCUCGCACGAGGCAUUGUCUGUGUUUGCAGAGAUGACGCAGAAAGGGAUCAUUCCAGACGUCGUGACAUUUACAUCAUUGAUCCAUGUAAUGUUCAAGGCUGGGAACUUGGAGCGAGCAGUGGCGUUGGUGAGGGAGAUGAGGGAGAGGGGCCUCCAGAUGAAUGAGAUCACUUUUACCGCCUUGAUAGAUGGGUUUUGCAAGAAGGGAUUCUUGGAUGAUGCAUUGCUUGCAGUAAGGGAGAUGAGGCAAUGCAGAAUACAGCCUUCAGUGGUGUGUUAUAAUGCACUUAUUAAUGGUUAUUGUAUGGUAGGAAGAAUGGAUGAAGCAACAGAGUUACUCCAUGAAAUGGAAGCUAAAGGAGUGAAGCCUGACGUUGUGACAUACAGUACGAUUCUCGGUGCGUACUGUAAGAAUGGUGAUACACAUUCUGCAUUCCAAUUGAACCAACAAAUGCUUGAGAAGGGUGUUCUUCCAGAUGCAAUCACCUACUCAUCACUCAUAAGGGUUCUUUGUGAGGAGAAAAGACUCAGUGACGCCCAUGUACUCUUCAAAAAUAUGAUUAAGCUUGGCCUACAACCUGAUGAAUUUACAUACACAUCCCUUAUUGAUGGCCACUGCAAGGAGGGCAAUGUAGAGAGGGCUCUUUCUCUGCACGAUGAAAUGGUAAAGGCAGGAGUUCUCCCUGAUGUUGUGACUUACAGUGUGCUUAUUAAUGGGCUUAGUAAAUCAGCACGUACUAAGGAAGCACAACGGUUACUCUUCAAAUUGUACCAUGAAGAGCCAGUUCCAGCAAAUGUUAAAUACGAUGCCCUGAUGCGUUGUUGUAGGAAAGCUGAGCUUAAGAGUGUGUUAGCUCUCUUGAAGGGAUUUUGCAUGAAAGGUUUAAUGAAUGAAGCUGAUAAAGUUUAUCAAUCAAUGUUAGACAGAAACUGGAACCUUGAUGGAUCUGUCUACAGUGUGCUUAUUCAUGGGCAUUGUAGGGGAGGAAAUGUUAUGAAGGCUCUCAGCUUCUAUAAGCAAAUGCUGCAGUGUGGUUUUGCUCCAAAUUCAACAAGCACGAUUUCCUUGAUUAGAGGUCUAUUUGAAAAGGGGAUGGUUGUGGAAGCAGAUCAGGUGAUUCAGCAGUUGUUAAACUGUUGUUCCCUUGCUGAUGCAGAAGCAUCAAAGGCUCUUAUUGAUCUCAACUUAAAGGAAGGUAAUGUGGAUGCAGUCUUAGAUGUUCUGCAUGGCAUGGCAAGGGAUGGACUGCUUCCAAGUCCAAGAUGA
Molecule: messenger RNA, 2100 nt
Organism: Miscanthus lutarioriparius
Lineage: Eukaryota; Viridiplantae; Streptophyta; Magnoliopsida; Poales; Poaceae
Source: the annotation of a GenBank genome assembly